Messenger RNA from Eublepharis macularius, 10281 nucleotides. RefSeq names its product ciliogenesis and planar polarity effector complex subunit 1 (gene CPLANE1). The coding region runs from base 346 to 9885 and encodes 3179 amino acids. Gene Ontology annotation, biological process: cilium assembly. The record is from RefSeq and is a predicted model, not a curated record. The transcript is spliced from 53 exons. Lineage: Eukaryota; Metazoa; Chordata; Lepidosauria; Squamata; Eublepharidae. Gene Ontology annotation, cellular component: ciliary transition zone.
CUCCGCCCCCCGCCUGGUCGCUCGGGAACCGCUAAGGCCGCGAGGAAGCGCAGCCGUUGGCGCCUGAGGGAUGGCGACGCGCACGAGCAGUAUUGCUGAUUGGGGUUUAUUCCACUUCAUCACCUGAGCAGUUGUUUGAACAGAGGCAACAAAUUGUGACUGGCCUGAAGCAACCCAUUGAGCGACAUGGUUGGGCCUUGCGAAGGACCUAGAUGGAGCAAAGCUACCUUAGAAGGAUUCCUACAAGAUGUCUACAGAAGUCUACAGAUGCUAGCAUGUUGGCAAACUCUCAUCCAGGACUUUUUCUUCUUAAAGCUUUUAUGGCUGUCCUAAGCAUUAAUAAGCAUGGAAAUUAAAUUAGAAGUUCUAGCUUCAACAAGCAUCAAGCAGAGGAAGCCCUGGCCUCGAAUAAUUUGGCUGGGACAGGAAAAGGAGGCUGUAUUUCUUCUGGAUGACAAAAACAUAAAUGAAAUUAACUUACUUUCGGGAAAGACAAAAAAGAAGAUCCCUCAGUUACAUCCCUUGCUGAAAAAUGUUGUAGUACUAACAGUAUCAAGAAAUGGAGCUUGGCUGGCAGGAUUGCUUAAAACAGGAGAGCUCUUUCUUUGGAACAAAGAUGAAGAUGAUCUAAAAAUUGUCCCAGCAGUUGAGGAAUCUAAGAAAGCAGUUCUAGCAGAACAAGAAUAUUCAUUGAGACUAUAUCUAUACGUUUCUGAUGAUGGGGAAAAAUUGCUUCUCACGACUUCAGUUUGUGUGUUUCUGUGGGAGAGCACGGAAUGUAAAUAUUCAUCCUCUAAACAUUCUAUAAUGGGACAGUGGUCACAAAUUAUUCCUGAAACAUCAGUUGCACUACCAUCUGUUGAAGAGAAAGAAACUGCAGUGAGUGCUGAAUUCAUCAAAAAUGAGGUACUGGGUGACUGCUGCUUAUGUUGCUUUGCAUUUUAUUCUGAGGAGCUUUUGAUGCUAUCAUUUUUAGAAAUUAGGUGGCAGGAGAACAGUUUUAAAAGUGCUAGUUCUUCUCCCUGUCAGAUACAUUGGGCACAGCAAACAUGUUCUCUGCCUAGUCUGGUUCCCUGUUGUGAGUCAGUGAAAUCAAGAGGUGCUUUGCUUACUGCAUUUUCACCUGAUGGGCUUGUACUAGCAGUAGCUGUCAACCAAAAAGAUCCACAGGCAACUCAGAUUUUGUUUAUGAACACAAUGAAUUUCAUUACUGUUUCUGGCAGCAUUAAAGGUUGUGGUAGCAAGAAUCGGAAAAUUCCAUCAAAAUUUAUAAGGUCCUACUGGAUUGCUAACAUGAGCUGGACCCCUGAUAGCCUUUUUUUGGCUUGCAUGUUAAAACGUGGGUCUCUGAUCAUAAUGACGUGUUUGGGUGAAUUGCUGACCUUAGUUACUUUUGGCUGCUCUGUAGAAUUUGGACCAGCAGAAUUUAUUCCUUUGCAUCCACUAAUAACAUACAGAUCAGCAUAUGCUCUGCUCCAAGAUUCAAAUCACUCCCAUAAUUCAUCAGCCUCUGAGGGGGACCACAUGAGACAGAGAUUUUCUGUAACAUCACAUCCAAGGUUACCUUACCUCAUUGCCUCUGAUGGGUACAAUGUCACAGUUCUAAGAUUUUGUGAUCGUUUUUCACCGUCAGCAUUUCUGAGGUCAUUGCUGCUUGAUUCAACGCAGAGACUUGAAAAACUACGCCAGAGUCUGAUUGCAUCUAAGCCUAAAGGGAAAAGACUGCUGCUGCAAUCACUGUCCUCUUUAAGAGUUAGUCUGUUACAGCAUCAUGAAAACCAAAGUUCUGCCCUCUCUGCGAUUCCAAAAUUUCUGCAAGAUGGGGAAGGAACAGAACAAAAUGGAAAUAUAAUAGGCUUUCAGGAUCACGCUGAAGAAUCUGAUGAAGACAAGCAAUUUCAAAGCCAUUCUUUUGUUUUUGGGAGUAAAAAAACUGAUAUCUCUUUAAGUGAAGAAGGCAGGUUGGAAUUUGCAUCAAUGUUUGAUACCAUUCGUGCAGUGGAUGGAACUAGAGAAGAAGACAAUGUAUCUUUAGAAUUGAACUCUAUCCAAAAAAAUCUACUUGCAGCUUGGAGAGUGGGGAUUUCAAGAAGUGUACAAGAAAGAGACACGUUGCUAAGUUGUACCAUACAUUGCAUGAUGCACUUUUUUAGCAUUUUACGAUCUGCAGAAGUUAACUUGGCAAAUUUAAAUAACUCUGUCAAGGAUAAUCCAUGGAUACCAUGUGUCUUAAACUGUUUUCAGCAGUUUUUAACCCUCCUGAGUUGGGAUGGUAACCACCGACAGACACUGGGACAUUUGAUCAAGCUGACAUUGCAUACCCUAAAACUAAUGCUUGCUGAACAAUGUGGCCAGCUGUUCCCCAGUCAUCUUUUGGGAGGAUUCUCUUUGCUAAAAAUGGUUACUCAUUACCUAAAUGGUAAAAAUUUGCCUCAGUAUGCGAUACUUCCAGCAUUCCUGGAGGUUAACAGCAAUGUGGAGCUGGACUGCUUAUUUACGCCUGUGUUUCAAGCUAUGGAUUGGAGCAGCCAUCAAAAUUAUUGUGUGCUAAAUUCUGUAUUAAAUCACACUCCUCCAACUGUAAACCCAGGAGAGAAUCCAGAAAAGAGGUUAACUGUAAUGUGGCAAUUAUUGUAUCAUCAUGUCCUUCGGUAUCGGGUACAACUAAACAGGAAAAUGCUUAACUCAGAUAAGUUGCUGUCUGAAGUACAAAUUGUACACAGAGAACCAAUUAUUGAAGCUCUUACAAGUCAUAUACAGGCGAUUUUACAGUCCUCGGGAGAGAAGCUGGACAAAAGACUGAAGCUUAACUCUGUGACUGGUGAGGAGCAAUUUCUGAUAGGGUCUUAUCAAGAAUCUGUGGAGAUAUGGGAGAAAGCUCUUCAAGAUACCAAAGGAAAAGGAAAGAGAACACCUUUUCUUCAAACUCGAUACUACCUUGCUAUAUUAUAUUGUCAUCUAUAUUACUACAGCUUGAGGGAGGCUCAAGGUCUGUGUGAUCAUCUAGUCCGUGAACUGCUAAAGCGAACGAAUAUUUCUGUAAAUGAGAAUGAUGAUGAUAUUUCAGAUGCUGAACUCGUGAUAAGAAAUGUCCAUACUGAGGCUAUCCUGGCAGUGGUCCAGUCUCUGGCACGGUUCAUGGCAGCCUACUUCACUGAUGGGCCACUGUUUGUGCUUCCUCCGCAUAAUGUUGAUGUGUUACCUCCUCUUCAUAUCAGGCCAGACAGGUGUCCUCGAGUUGUCCCACUGCAGCAUUCCAGAAUCGCCAGUGCUGUUAGGGAUCACGGCCUGUCUUGUGUCUGGACAGUUGAAUAUGCUCUUGACUUGUUUCUGGUCAGUGGACUAAUUCCAGAAGCUGUGUGGCUAGCACAUAAGCUUGGAAACUGGAAGAUGUCUAUUUCAAUUGGUGUGGCUUUUAAUCAUUAUUGUCAAAGUAAUAAUGACUUUUCAAGGUCACAAAAAGUAGAAUUAUGCUUGCCACAGUACUUGACUCCAACACAAAUUUUUCAAGAAAAAUUACAGUCUUUUAUGGGCCAGCCUGCCAGUGUUGAAACAACAAAUGAAGGAAAAUCAAAAUACAGACAAUUUACAGAUCCUAUUGAAGAAGAAGAUGCAAAUGUGCUUUUUAAAUCAGUUGAAGAAAUAUUAAAAGCAGCUGUUAUGGCAGAUGCAGACAUUCUCUCCGAGAUUUUUCAGCUCUUGAUGGACUGCGCCAAGGACCUUAGCAGAAAGUUCUACAGUUUGGUGCCCGAGGCUUUGUAUCUUCCUGCACCACCCUUAUACUGUCCUCAACCAGCAUUUCUUCUUUCUGAAGAAGAAUACACUGAUUUACCACUAAGAAUAGAGAGGGAUUGUCGGCAGAAGGUUUCUGGAGUGGUUCAACGCAUUCUUCUGCUUUUCCGAGCUGCUCACUGUUCUUUCCCUGCUGCUCAGUGGUAUAUUGUGCAGCUGAAACAGGCCCGAAAAAUAAUGCAAAAGAUUCGCAAGAAAGGUGCUCUUCCAUUGUUAAACGCUCUUCCUGAAAAUUUGCUUAAUUAUUCUAAAUCUCAUAUGGUAUUUUUUAGACCUACAUCAUCUGGAGACAGUGGAUUUGAUGAUAUUUCAUGUAGGAUAAUAGAGUGCUUUAGAGAACUGUGCGCUUUAUGUUGGAUGCUUCAUGUUCGAGAAAGGUUGUCAUACAGUUGCAGACAGUACCAAACUGCAAGAGAGAAAUCAGAAAAUUGGAAAGAGAGUGGAACUCCUGAAUUUGAUGCCUGUGUAGUUGAGCACUGCCUGAAUGCAUUGGAAUGGGCUUGCCGAAUGCUUCCUUUUGCUAGGUUCAUGAAUGUUGAAGAACUCGUCCAGGAUAUCAUUCUCAGUCUUACUGGAGAAUUGCCACCAAUUCAAAAGGUGGCAGAAAUUUUGGUGAAAGCAUUUCCUAACUCUGAAGAUGUAAGGGUCCCAUUAAGGGAUAAAUAUAAUGCUCUGCUCCAGCGACUUAGACAUUGUGCAGUCAAAGGCCCCAACAGUGAAAAAUCAAUGUCUACUGUCAUAGAGAGUGCUCACAAAGUGAAUCUGAAAACAUUAAAACGUGUGAUAAGGAAUAUAGGGCCCAAUCAAAGAAGUAUCUGGGAGCCACCAGAAGAGGAGAUGCAAGAUUUUGGAACUUGCUGCUAUGACGGACUCUCUUUGGGAACUAGCCUCAGCAGAAGCACAGUGUCUGAUAUGGGGAACCCUCAGGUUUACAGUGAUGCUGAAACAGGGGACUCCGUUUCUGAAGCUUUGCUGAUGGAGGAAGCAAGAAAGAGUAUUCCUUCACAGAUGCAAGAAGAUUACAGGGAAUUAAAUAACUGUGCAGUGGAUGUGACAGGAUAUAAGAACACUACUGAAAAAUUAAACUCCUUCAGUGGGAAAGAAAACAAUAUCAAAAGAAAGACCAAUAAAGAAUUCUCUAAUCAAUGUGUUUUGCCCGUGGUGGGUGUAUGGGAAUUUGAACGUGAUGAUGAUGAAUAUGUGAAGUUUUUGGACCUCUUUUUGACUUAUGUGCUUGAAAGAGAUCACAUGAAUCACAGGGACUCUGCAGUUCCUUUUCUGAAGAGCUUUUCAGCACUCCUUAGGGAACAUGAAUUGAAUUCCCUCCUUUUUGAUGUUCACACAACACUGAAACGUCGACAGAACAGAACUAAAGGCCAAAAUGUUUUUCGAGCUGGUUCUUCCUACACCCUUAUCUUGAAGCCUAGUCAUUCUGAAACAGCUUCUUUGUGUGAUGAAACAAAAAAGGAAUUUAAAAAAGGCACUUCCCCUGUCUCCAUUCAACAACCAAUUGAGCCGCCUUGCCAUGGAUCAGUGACGAGACUCACUGCAAAAAGAGGAUUAUUUGGUGUGAGCUCACAGUCAGUUUAUGGAACGGAUUCCAGUAAAGGAAUAACUCUGUCGCCAGUAUUAACUCAGUGUUUGUCUGACCAUGCUUCUGUCAUCCAAACACCUCCGGUUCAUAAAUAUAUCUACAGAGCCAUUCAGGUGACUGAUGAUAUACAAAGAGAGGAGUCUGCUCCAGAAAUAAAGAAUAAAUUUAACAAUCUUGCCCGCUUACUUGAAUGGAUGAUCAGAUGGUCUGAUAGGCAAUUGCUUUAUGAUCACAUCUCAACAGAACCACUUCAGGAGCACCAGCUAAUGAUGCACAUUAAAACAUCUGCAUCUGCCAUUCUUGCGUCAUUCUGGCUUUUGGAACAACGACAACACAUUCAGUCACAGGACCAAUAUGUUCACUUAUGGAAUCCUAGGAAACAAUGUGCGAGUAUCCAUUCUUCAGGUAUUCCAUCCAAACUGGAGAAAGAAAGUAGUGUGGAUACAGGCUAUUCUCCCUCUGUUGAAACUCCUGUUGUUGUCCAAGACGGAAAUGCUUAUUGUGAACCUUAUGAAAGUGCUUCAAGAACUUUACAUGAAAAGCUAUCUGAGAAGAAAGAAGUUAAUUUCGAGGAUCUUUCUGUAACACAUGGCACACAGUUUGGAGGAAGAGAUUUUGAUGAAGAUCUGAUAGAAGUGGGAGAAUCCAUACCAGAUGAAGUGGAUGUGACAUCUGAAAAUGAAGAGUUCUCUGAAGAACGAUUUGCUGCUUCAAGGAGUCCCACCAUGUCUGUCAGCAUAAAAUCAGUUCAACACAAAAAGCUUUCUUCACCAAGUGAACCAUGCCCACAGGAAGAACCAUUGAUGGAAAGAUUGGAAGAGGAAGGGGGAAUGACCAACCUAAAUGGUACUCCAUGUGAGGCUAUACUCAAUGACAUUCCUUGUUCAUUUGAUCCUGAAAUGAAGGUAGAAACGUCUAGUAUAGAGAUCUCAGUUGCAGAUGAUCAGCAAUCUUUCACAGUUGUGUCGAGUGUUCAUUCUAGCAAGCCUGUUGGAUCAAAGAAAGUCGUUGUCGAUGGAAGAGAUCAGCCAUCUUUCACUGCUGUGUCAGGUGUUCAACCUAGCAAUCUUACUGGUUCAAAGAAAGAAGAGGUUGCCUCAAGAGACCCAGUGCCACAGCCAUUGAAUAUUUCAGAUGCUGUUAGGCAAAUGCUUCAAGAUGAAAUGUUUAAACUGGUUCAGCUCCAGCAAAUCAACUUUAUGAGUCUCAUGCAAGUGGUGGGAUCAUCCUUUGCCAACCUGCCAGAUGUGUCACACCAUUUGCAGCAGUCACAGCCCUCUCACUUGGGAAGGAGCCAAGCUUCAAAUGCUGCAGGAACUUACACUGAUAGGUGUCCCCCAAACCAUUCAGCAGAUGGUCCUUCAAAGAGUCAAAUGCCCGCUCUAGAAAACCCUUCAAAUUCUAAUAGGAAAUGCUCCAGUCCUGAGGAAGAGAGCCUACCUGACCAAAAUGAUAGCGAAAAUAUGCAAAAACUUCCACACAUUGGCGAUGCUUCAGGUUUACCAGAAAGCCAGUCCUUCGGAACAAAGCCGAUCCCACCGUUUCAGGAGUUGCUUCAUCAGGUUUCAGCCAGACCACUACCUCUGUUAUCUGCUUCCCUUAAUGCUAAAACCACACCUAGGCUUAUUCCACUGGCAAAACCCUUAAAUAAUGCUCAUGGAUUUCCUCUGCUGAAACUUAAACAGGGCUCUCAGUUCCGGUCACUUAAUAUCUGCCCAAUAAAACUUCCCAAAGCUUUCGGUGGACCAUUCCUACAACCCCGAGAAGCCUGGGGUCCAUUUCCUGUAGUGGAAAAUUCUCAGGAUUCACAGACACCAGUGCACAAAAAUGAAUCAACAGCAUGCCUGAAUUUGAACUCUAAUCCUGAAGCUGUAAGACCACCACAAGAGCAGGGAGGGGAAUGGCCAAAAGAGAUGAAUGAGGGACCUUCCAGACAUAUCCAUCUGCCUGAAUAUGAAGAAAAAGAAAAUGUGACACUGUCACAACAUCUGCACACACAUUUAAGGGCAGAGAAACCACUGGUGGAUGAUGAAAUUCCCUUGCAUAAAAGAUAUGAACAUUUUGCUCCAAUUCCCCUGCUAUGCCUGAAGCCUUGCUCACAGCCCAAACAUCCUUCACCUGUUAAAUUGACAGCAAAGGAAAUGGAUUCAAGAAACCCCUUCUGGCACAAAGGAAUGCCAUUACUCUACAGCAGUUUACCUCCACUCACUAAGUUUCAAACACCAAAGCUCAUCCCACUUCAAAAUCUUGUAGAAUUUGAGCAAAGCCGUCAGAUUGUUCAAGCCCCCUUUAUUGGACAAAAAGACCAUCCUGAACAGAUCCAGUUACUAAAAGCUAACAUUAAACCAUUUGAAGCAAGAGAAGAUAGGCAAAAUAAAAAAAGGCAGAGGAGGCGUGUCAUGAAACAGAUCAAGGAGAAAGAAGAAGGGAAGAAAGCAACUGUUACUUUUCGACAAGACGAUUCCUUUGUUCUACCUGGCACUGUAGAGAAAACAAAGGAUAACCAAGUAGAAUCCAACUAUGAUCUUAAUGAUGGUGACCACUUGCUGGACCCAGAGGCAGUUGUUUCUUCGGCAGAGCUACAUUACUUGGCUUCUGUAAGGAAGAGGCCUCCAGAUAUUCAAGAUGCUAGCACAAACACAGAUCCAGUUCUUAAAUCACAUCAGGACAUGCAAACUGUCUCAGAAGACGUAGUUUCUGAACCUGUUAAAAAUCAGUCCAUCGUCUCUGUUCCUGCAUCAGACUCAUUGCCUUCAUGUGUUCCCGAAACAUUGCCACCAGAUCUGUACCUAAAGCUCAGAUUCCCCACUGAAGCUGCAGAGAUGCCCUUACCAUCCUCCGUAUCCAAUACUACAUCUGAUUUGAUUGGACGGAAGUAUAUCAAUGUGAUUGAUAUAGAGAACGACGACCUUCUGAAAAACUUGCCAGAGAUACCUGAGUCUGCAGUGAAGCACAUUCCCCAGAAAACUGAGAAGCCCGAAGUCCUCACUUCUGCAAAACUGCAUCAUAUGGCAGCAUCCGUUACCAAUGCAGUUCCACCUGAAGAAUUUGAGAAUAAAGGGCAUACUCUUCAAGCUGAACCAUCUCAAGGGCUGUUGGAGAGUUCAGAGGCAGAAAUUGCUGGUGAUCGUCUCACGCUGCAUCUACUGCAAGAGGAUUUCAGCACUAACCCCUCCACAGGACAGUUAGCCAAACAAAUCAGCAGACAGAAGUUUUCUGCCAAACUACAAGAAAUGGAUAAGCAGCUGGUAGCCCUACAGAAGAUGGCAGAAAGAAUGGAGCAAGAAUUCAGAAAUACCAAAGUGCUGGUUAAAGCACCAUUAAAUGAAAAUGCAAUCAUGAUGGCUGAUCCAGGAGAGUACGAAGUUUCCUUGUAUGCACCAGGUGUUAAAGUCUCCAAAGAAGAACGUUAUUCAACCCGUGUGAUUGUGGAGGAUUCCCCAGAGGAGGAAGAUGAUAUGAAACCUGAAUCUUCUCAAAACAAGGGUACUAUCUUGCAAUCUCCCUCUGUUUCUCGAUCAGCAUCAGCAGGUGAUCUUCCCAGUGUCAAGAAGUCAUUGUCAGAUAUUUGUUCUAGGCUUGAAGAAGUGAAUGAAAGUUUUUCAGAAGAUCCCUUGCAGAUUACUGGCUUGAGUGGUGUUUCUGACAUCAUAAGUGAUCUCCUAACAGAAGGAGGUGUUUCAGCUGCAGAACUGGGCCUCACAAAAACACAGGCUAAAAAAAUUUCCAGACGGUCUAGUGUCAUGAGUGGACAUUCACAUCGAACAGAAGAGGAGAAAAAAGAAUUACAAACCUGGAUGAAAAGGAAGCGAAAGAAAAGACUUGAUGAGUAUCUACAAAAACUGGCUGAACAAAGAGAAAAAGAACAUAAUCCCUUUCAGUUGAGAAAUAACUUGCGACUUGGAUAUACAUCACGGGAAAUUAAAUUGCAGCAGAAAAAGAAAGAUGAAAAAGACAAAGUCCUGUUCUCUGAACAUCAUAAUCACAGAAUCUCCCGAGCUCUCACCCUGAUGCAGGAGCUGUUAUCAGACACAGUGCAACUCCCUUCAAGCGAACUUGGAUCCUUGUCUAAAACAAGACUACCUCAGGAUUUCAAGAGGCCGCGUGUCUCUUCUGCUGGAAGAAGUUACCAAAGUGCAAGGAACAGCACUGUUUCCAAAGUUGGUUUGGGUCAAACAAGAUCCUUUUCCAGUCUACCUUCUGACACAACUUGGAGAAAAGCUUCUGUUCAGAGACAGCUCCAAUCUACCAACAGAGCAACUCAAGCUAACGAGGAGAGUGAAGAGGAAAUGAGUGGCUGGAGCAUCCCCGAUGAGAUCCAGCAGAUAUUGUACGGUACUUCCAAUUCCCAUUUAGAGGAGCUUCUGCCUCCAGAAGAGAGUUUCUCCGUUGCUAGCAUUAACAACUUGGACAGUGUAUCUGAAAGUACCAGCAGCAUCCUCAGCAAGCUUGACUGGAAUGCAGUGGAGGCCAUGGUAGCAAAUCUGGAAGAAAAGUGAAGCCAUUUUAAGGACAUUAGGAUGUGUACUAUUUGGGAAGAUAUCUUGUUAAAUGUUAGAAGAAAUGUACGACUGCAUUCAUAUUGAGGAUCCUACAGAACAAAUUGUGCACAAAACAAACAAUUACAGCAAAAUCCUAAGGAGCAGACACCUAAUCAAAAGGUUGGGACCGUAUAUGAAAUUGGGUUGUGGAAUUAUGCAGGAUGAUGCAAUACCAAGUAGGUCUCUUGGAAAAUACAGAUGUAAAAUAAAUCCAGCAGACAAGACUGGGUAUUACUGUCAUUUCUGAAAGCAGUUAAGACAAUUAUGUAUGAAUUUCAGGAUUACAAGUGUUGCUUAUGAUUCUGAAUUAUGUUUUAUAAUUUUUAAGUAGUAAAUUACUUUUAAUAAAGUGCU